AUGGCAUCCUCUUCUUUAAAACCCCGAGAUCGGAAUCGGAAACGGUUCCGCACCGAGUACCACCAAAUUGAUUUAAAUACCUCAACACCUGAACCAUGGUUUGCAAAGUUUCUCGUUGUCCACUCGAAUGAUGACACAAGACCACUCUCAAAGGUGUCUCCUUUUGUAAUAGCGAAAGCACUUGAACAGCUGAUAGGUAAAGAAUACAAUGCCAAGAAACUGGGCUCUGGAGAUAUCCAGGUCCAUGUUGAAAAGCGAGAGCAAAGCAGUGCGCUUCUUUCACUGACAAGCAUCAAUGGUACAUCUGUCACAGUAAGUUCUCACCGGAGUCUCAACAUUGUUAAAGGAGUAAUUUCUGAGAGCGACCUUCUUGACUGUUCGGAAUCGGAACUUCAAGAAGGCCUACAACAGCACGGUGUGGUAGCCGUAAAGCGAAUAGUCAUGCGUAGGGAUGGGAAAGAAAUCCCAACAAAGCACAUAAUCCUUUCUUUCAAGCUCCACAAGCUGCCAGAAACAAUCAAAGCCGGUUACCUCAGUUGCAAUGUGAGGGCUUACAUCCCAAAUCCGAGUCGCUGUUACAAGUGCCAGCGGUUUGGCCACGGUUCUCAGGUAUGCCGUGGGCAGCCCGUCUGUGCUAAGUGUUCCGGCAAAGACCAUUCCUCAGAGUCGUGCAGCAAUGACUUUGAGUGUGCCAAUUGCAAAGAGGAGGUUGUUGCAUCCCCUUCCGUUUGGGACGGGAUUGCCAUGGGCCUGUCUCAAAACACGAGUCAAAGCAUGGAUCUCGAUGACGACGACUGCUGCUCUCAGAAGUCGUCUUCGAGUCUACCAAGUCUUUCCAUGGGCAAGGAACAGAGAGGGAAAAAAGCUGGCCGAGGACGAGGAGGAAAAGCCAAGGAACAACAACAAAGGGUUCCUCCACCGAGAAUACAAGCUCCUUAA
Messenger RNA from Ornithodoros turicata, 939 nucleotides. RefSeq lists its product as uncharacterized. Bases 1 to 939 code for a protein of 312 amino acids. The record is from RefSeq and is a predicted model, not a curated record. NCBI's taxonomy places the organism in Eukaryota, Metazoa, Arthropoda, Arachnida, Ixodida, Argasidae. The transcript is spliced from 2 exons. Gene Ontology annotation, molecular function: zinc ion binding; nucleic acid binding.